Crotalus tigris (Tiger rattlesnake) is the source of this 2951-nucleotide messenger RNA. It is a transcript of the gene DNTT, whose product is annotated as DNA nucleotidylexotransferase. Gene Ontology annotation, cellular component: nucleus. The record is from RefSeq and is a predicted model, not a curated record. Bases 1 to 1542 code for a protein of 513 amino acids. Gene Ontology annotation, molecular function: DNA nucleotidylexotransferase activity; DNA binding; DNA-directed DNA polymerase activity. The transcript has 13 exons. Lineage: Eukaryota; Metazoa; Chordata; Lepidosauria; Squamata; Viperidae. Gene Ontology annotation, biological process: double-strand break repair via nonhomologous end joining.
AUGAAUAAGAUCAAAACUGCCAACUUUAGUCCCAUGAGGAAAAGGCAGAAAAGAAUGCAAAUUGAAGUUCCUCUGAGCAGCUACAAAAUAGAGUUUAGGAACAUCACAAUUUUCAUUGUGGAGAGGAAAAUGGGAAUGACCAGGAGAACUUUCCUGAUGGAUCUAGCAAGAAGAAAAGGCUUCCGAGUGGAAAACGAAUUCAGUGAUUGUGUCACCCAUAUUGUGGCUGAGAAUAAUUCCUACUCUGAAAUCCUGGGAUGGCUGCAUAAACGCAAGGUGGAGGACAGCUCAAGAUUUAGGAUUCUUGACGUUAGGUGGUUGACAGCCUGCAUGGAGAUGGGAAGACCAGUGGAUUCAGAGAAAUAUCAGCUUCCUGUAAAAGUGGCAAAAUAUCCUACACUAAAUGAAGAUCAUUCUACUACUUCAGAUAUUGUCAGAAUUCGCAUUUCCCAGUAUGCCUGCCAGAGAAGGACAACUUUAAAGAAUUAUAACCAAAAGUUGACGGAUGCAUUUGAAAUCCUGGUUGAAAACUAUGAAUUCAAUGAAAAUAAAGACUUUUGCCUUGCAUUUGGAAGAGCAGCUUCUGUGCUGAAGGGUCUUCCAUUCACUGUAGUUCGAGUGAAUGACAUUGAAGGGCUGCCCUGGAUGGAAGAACGGGUCAAAGAAAUAAUCGAGGAUAUAUUAGAAGAAGGGGAGAGUUCUAAAGUGAAAGCAGUGCUAAACAAUGAAAACUACAGAUCAAUUAAACUUUUUACUUCUGUUUUUGGAGUUGGACUGAAGACAUCUGACAAAUGGUACAGAAUGGGACUACGAACUCUGGAAGAAGUAAAAUGUAACAAGAACCUGACACUAACAAGAAUGCAAAAAGCAGGGUUCCUGUACUAUGAUGACCUUAUUAGCUCUGUAUCUAAAGCCGAAGCAGAUGCGGCAACUCGGAUCGUUCAAGAUACAGUGUGGAAAAUUUUACCUAAUGCUAUUGUAACAUUAACUGGUGGCUUCCGAAGGGGGAAGCAGACUGGACAUGAUGUAGACUUUCUGAUUACUGUUCCAGGAUCAAGACAGGAAGAGGAACUGUUACACACAGUGAUUGAUAUCUGGAAGAAACAGGAAUUGCUCUUAUAUUAUGAUCUUAUUGAAUCAACAUUUGAAAAUACAAAGCUGCCAAGCAGAAAAGUCGAUGCUUUAGACCAUUUUCAGAAGUGCUUUGCAAUUUUAAAAGUCCAUAAGGAAGGAGUGAACAAAGGAAGUGCUGUCAGAUCAAAGGUUUUCGCUGAAGAAGAAACAAAAGACUGGAAAGCAAUUCGUGUGGAUCUGGUUGUUACCCCUUUUGAACACUAUGCAUUUGCUCUCUUAGGAUGGACUGGAUCUAGGCAAUUUGAACGUGAUCUGCGGAGAUAUGCCACUCAUGAGCGGAAAAUGAUGUUGGAUAAUCAUGCCUUAUAUGAUAAAACGAAGAAAAUUUUUCUGAGUGCUGCAAAUGAGGAAGAAAUAUUUUCACACCUGGGCUUGGAUUACCUUGAACCCUGGGAAAGAAAUGCCUAAAGAAAUUUUUAAUAAGGACUUGCUUAUGGAUCUGUCACAGGGGCAUCAUCAUGGAAAGUCAAUCAAGAUGGCAUCUACAACCACAUUAUCAACCCUGCAACCAUUCAAAACUAACUUUCUUGCACAUGUUGAUGUCACAUGCGUGGACAAAGGGGCAUGUUAACCACAGGGUCCUGGCUAUCCUCUUGACGUCUUUGACUCUUCUGCAAACAUGGCUGUUGCCAAUUGCUUUCACUCUUCCCCCCACUCGUCCUUCAUGGACAUUCAUGCCCAAGGUGGAAACAUAGUUUGGCAGAAUAAAAAACAAAAUAUAGUGGACAAAAAUUCAAGAUCAUGCCUGCAACCAUGCAACUGAAGUUCUAGCAUUUUGCAUGCAUCUAGAUGCAAAAAAAAAAAAAAAAAAGGAUUGAGGGUGUUGAUUUUGUGGGGAUGUGAUUACUGUCUCAAAAUUUUGAGUAGUUCCUUUGUUCAAUCUUUCAUAUAACCCAACUGAAGAACCUAUGGCUGGCUGGGGAAUUCUGGGAGUUGAAGUCCACAUGUCCUAAAGUUGCCAAGGCUGGAAAACCCAGAUAUACACCAAUAGAAUAUCAUAAUAAGUUAUGAUCUGAAUCAUCAUGCUAAAAGUCUUAGAAUCUAAAUUUGAAUGCAAAACAGAUUUUAAAAUUAGGGAUAAGUCCAAGACAGAUCAACAACAAUAAGAAAAUCACAGUUUACUGAGAUACAUGUUGACAGCCUUGAGGGUAAACUUAGCACAACAUUGGAAAAGGGAUGCAUCACCAUUGAGAAUGUAAACUUGGAGAUUAGGCAGCAAUGGCAAAAUUAACAGCAUAUAUUCAUAAUAGAGGUUUGGCCAAAUUUAAGCAGGAAUGGUGUCCAUGUACAUUAUAUAUUAUCCAGCAUGGCAAACUGAAACAUAUGGAGCAUAGUUUUAAAGGGGGAAAUAAUUGGCUAAAGAAGUAAAAUUAGAAAUAUAUGAAAAUUUUGAAUAUUUUUAAAUAUUGAACAUCAGGAGUAUAACAAAGAAGAAGUUAGAAUACAUUCACUCAAUAGUACUUUUACUAGCUUUUUUUUCUUUCCUUCCUCUUUUUUUAAAAAAGAGAUUUAUCUUUAAAUAAUAAAGUGGUGGACACAUUGGUAUUCAGCGAAAAUCCUUUCACUUUUUGUUAAAAAGAACUUAACAUAUUCUGCUUUUUAUAGUUAAUCCUUCAUCUAUGAUAUAUACUGAGUACUAACUGUACAACUUUUCAAUUUCUCUGUCCCCCUACUGAUAUUAUAUAUGUCAUGCCUCCAUUGGAGCUUGAAUCUGCGGAGGAAAAUGAGCUGGAACGGGACCCUAUGGAGGUUGAGGGGGAGGUAUCUGUGGCUGCAGAGGAAUGUGGGGAAGAGCAGGCAGAGGCAGGCCAGGGCCC